AUGAAUCUACCCGAAGGGUAUUCCUUUAUAGAAAUCGAAGGUCAGUUCAUUCGUAAUGACAAAGAUGCUAUACUGGUACAAAGGGACAAUGAUCAGACACAGUACUGGAUUCAUCUAGAUCCAGAAGAAACAGAAAGUCAGAUUGCAGGAGAACAUGAAGAGGAAUCAGAAGAAAUCCUAUCAUUAGACAGUGUAUCCGAUUCACAAGAAGACUUGCAAGAAGAUGUAUCUGAGGUGGUACCCUCAAGAAUUGUCUGUGACUCUUCCAAUAGUGAUAAGAGAGAAUUCAUCAUAACAUCUGCUCAAGCAGAAAAUAAAUGGAAAAGUUUGGCUAGAAAAUUCAAGGAUAUUAAAGAUCAUAACAAUAAAACUGGAAAUGCUCCAAAAGCUUGGAAGUACCAUCAAAUGAUAUCAGAGAUUAUUGGUGAUCGACCAAAUGUUGAACCAAAGGCUGGUUGUUCCAGUAUACAAUUGAGUAACACUAGUAAUAGUAAUCUGCGCAACCAGCUGGAAGAAAAGUUGAAAGAAAAACAGAAGAAACCUCAAGACACUUCAACUAAAGAACAAGGUGUGAAGAAGAAAUCCUCAAAAAAGGGUGGUUCUAAAUCAGAUUUACUCUCCUUUCUGAAAACCCAUGAAAAUAAUCUUGAGAGAAGAGAGAAAGAAAAGUUGGAAUUACUGAAAAGUCAGCAUGAGGAGCUUAAAUCCUUUAUGGAAACUAUUUUGAAAAAUUUGAAUGACAAAGAAUCUUAG
Phaedon cochleariae (mustard beetle) is the source of this 753-nucleotide messenger RNA. The record is from the annotation of a GenBank genome assembly. NCBI's taxonomy places the organism in Eukaryota, Metazoa, Arthropoda, Insecta, Coleoptera, Chrysomelidae.